AUGGAACUCCAAGUGCAAGCCAAUGCUGAUUUGAGACUUCAAGAGACUGCCCAUCGACAGGAGAAACGGGCUAUCAAAGAAAAGGCCAGGGAAGAUGGAGCAAAGCCAGAUUUGCAUGGUUCAGAGGACGAUACAUUGCCAAAAAUGCCUGUCCGACAAGCGCACCCAGCAGAUAAGAAGACACACAACGAUCCGGCACAUCAUGGACCAGUUGUAGCGCAUGGAAAUUCCCAACCACAAGGUCAUCCGGGUCUAUCUCCAGGUAGCUUUCCUCAAGGGGGCUAUGUCCGUCACUUCCACCCAGUCGGGUAUCCGGGCUAUGGACCACCGAUGGGUCAUCCAGGUCCAGCUCCUCGUGGAGAACCCCCAAACUCUGAAACUAAGAAACAGAGCAAGGGGAAGAAUUUAAAAUCGAAGAAAGGGGCUAAGAAAGCCGAGGAAGGGUCUGAUGAAGACACAGGUGACGAGCAACCUGUCGCCAGCAGCGGAGGAGCAAAUAGGAAUAAGCACGAGGCCCUCCACGAAGCCGUCUCCAAGUCACAGAGGGGGAUGAAGAGCACCACCACUGUCAGUAAGAUAAAGGUACCGGGUGCGUCGAUUCAUAUUAAAAGGACUAAAGUCUCAGAUUCCAGCAAGACGAAAGAGUCGCGUCGUCAUCGGACGCGCAAUGUGAACGAAUCCAGUCAACCGAAGGUACCACACUCGGAAGCUUCCAAUCAGUUAUCUGUGGAAGCUGCUCCGGACUCGCAUGACCGCAGUCAUGGGGAAGUCAAGCAUGAGAGGAAGAGGGACUUUAAACAUGAUGAGCACAGUGAAGUCAAGCACGAGGAGGUCAAGCAUGAGAAGAAGAAGGAAGUCAAGUUUGAGGAGCAUAGUGAAGUCAAGCACGAGACUAAGCAACACACCUCCAGCGGCGUGAGAGUUUCGCAAUCCCGCAGCACGAUCGGUGUAGAUGCGACAAGCCAUCCCAAACCACCGGUCUCAGAUCACCCACACGAAUCUGCUGCCGUUGGUAACUCAAAAGCGCAGGCUGUUAUCUCUGAUCACACAGACAUCAAUACAUCGCACUCAUCUUCCAGCAACACGAAAGCUUCACAAGCUCAUAAGACCGUUGCGAUAGAUACGAGCCAUCCGAAGCCACAAGAUGCAGCAAAGAUUGACGGACUUGCCGCAAAUCAUACUCCAGAAUCGAAUGUUCAAGCCGCGGAUCACGUUAAAACUAAGGCUGAGCAGUCUUCUAAGAGUAAGAGUUCUUCGUGGCUUUCCAAGACGUAUGGGGUAAAAGCGAACGAUAAACUAAACCAGCAAUCCCCUGGUGACCAAAAUCCAAGCCCAGCAGCUGCAAGUCAUACUCCUGCAUCACAUCCUGCAGAUACCGACAACCUUCCCCGCCACACAGGAGCGGAGAAUAUGCAAAAUUCAUCCUCAGGCAAAUCGGGAUCCAGUAACACGCAUCCGAUACCUGGUAACAUGGACGCUAAGACUGCUCCAACAUCUACCAGGAAACUAGAGGCUGAUGCUUCAAACCCAUCGCACAGCAACUUGAAGACCCGUGAUCGUCUGAUUGGGAGCGUUGCAGAUGAAGCCAAUCUCCAGGGUGCCGGAAGAAGACCUGCCUCUCCGCAUCAGAUUUAUAACGAACCAGUGGUGAGUGUUGCAGAUGGAGCACAUGUCCAGGGGAUCAACAAGCAAUCUGUUCAGACGAGCAAUAAGGAUGAUAAUCUCGGAAAUCAUAAACCCAUCUCCGGCAAUAAUGUAAAACACGGUGUCCCAGCAAGAGACUCACCAACGCAUACUGCGAAACAGCACGCGACUGGCGAUCCGAUGUCUCGCACUCAGUCUGCAGGAAGUAAUUUACAAGAGGUCGUCUUGACCAAUAAUCCCUACGCCACGAGAGUCACCGAGGAGGAAGCAAGGCGAAAAGCUGUCGAGGCAGAGUUUCUUAGGCAUAACCCGUUGAAACAGCAACCUAUUGGGGGAGCGAAAAUCGAGCAGAAGCUGGAGGAGAGGCAGACUAACAUGAACGACAAAGGCAAGAAGAGCAUGAUAGGGAGUCCCGUCCACACCGAAGUAGGCAAGAGACCCGCCGACACGGGCAAUCCAAAGGCAAAAGCUGCUAAGGCAGUGGAUAAAUCCAAAGAGAAGGCUCCAAAGACGAACGACGCCGCAGAAGAAAAGAGCAAGGGAAACAGAAUGGGGAGCCUCUUCAAGACUGGUGCAAACAAGAAAACCACGGAAGCUGAGAAGUCCAAUCCACAAUCUGGGAAGCCGGAAGAAACGGACAAACAGAAGCCAAUAGAGCAGCAAAUUGCCGCAGAAGAUAAGGGUAAACAGGGUAUGAUGGGAGGUUUCUUUGGGGCUAGAGCGGAUAAGAAAACUGUCAAACCAGAGCCAACUGCUACAAAGGUACAAGGGAACGUCGAGCAAAAGCUAGCAGAGCAACCGGAUAAUUCGGGAGAGAAAGGAAAAAGGAGCAAGGUGGCGGGUCUUUUCCAGACUGGAUCAGAUAAGAAAGCUGUCGUGUCAGAUCAGCCGCAAGCUGAGGCUGCCAAAAGGCAGGGAGAGCAUAAAGGGCAUCAUUUAGCACCACAAGUGCCUGCGUCAGGGAAGAGCAAGCUGAUCCAAAGGCAGCCCAAACACCAAGGCCUCAGCCAAAACCUACAAACGGAAGAGCAGAGUAAGCAGGGUGUAGUGGGGAAGUCGCUGGCCAAACCUGAGAGUCACUCCCAAAAGACUACGGAUCCAAAAGUGGGAAAUGCAGAAAAGGUCCCGACCAAAGCUGCCAAUGUAGGGGAAAAGAAGGGAAAGGAUGCUAAAGACAAGAAAGAAAGCGGCAUCUUCAGGCUCAUGGGAAAGCGGACAGCUCAGCCCGUAGCUGCCGACAAGAAGGUGGAUGGUGAGCACAAACUUCAGCCUCCCUUUGAGGGAGUAAGAACUCCACAGAACACCAAAGCUGCUUAUGAGGGAGCUUGCGGAAGCCAGCAGAAAGCAACUCCGACAAAGCAACAAGAAGGGAAUCACGAGAAGCAUCCAGCGGCGCCUGAUAUAAACCAUCGUGUGGGAAUUCCUGAGAAGCAACAGGAGAGGAAACUCAGGUUGCACCCGAUAGUGAGCAAUAUCAAUCAACACCCACAAACCCCCGGGCAACAAGAGGUGCCUGCGAGAAUGUACCCAGCAGGACCUAAUAUGAUCAACCACUCGGCAACACCGAAACAACAAGAGAAGACAUCCAAAAUUCGCUCAGUAUCAACCAAUAUCAACCAACACCCCCAGACCCCCGAACAACCACAUGGUACUCCUCGAUGA
Molecule: messenger RNA, 3306 nt
Organism: Pyrenophora tritici-repentis Pt-1C-BFP
Lineage: Eukaryota; Fungi; Ascomycota; Dothideomycetes; Pleosporales; Pleosporaceae
Source: RefSeq, a predicted model, not a curated record